UAUACAUCUUUCAAAAUGCCACCAAAAGUUGGAACCAAAGGAGCCAAAAAGGCCGUAACAAAGGCAAAGACUGCCAGACCCGGCGGUGACAAGAAAAGGAGGAGGAAGAGGAGAGAAUCCUAUGCCAUCUACAUCUACAAAGUCUUGAGACAGGUUCACCCAGACACUGGAGUAUCCUCAAAGGCUAUGUCUAUCAUGAACAGUUUUGUCAACGAUAUCUUUGAGAGAAUCGCUGCAGAAGCUUCCCGUCUCGCUCACUACAACAAGAGAUCUACCAUCACAUCUCGGGAGAUCCAGACUGCAGUUCGUCUGCUCUUACCCGGUGAAUUGGCCAAGCACGCUGUCAGUGAAGGUACCAAAGCCGUCACAAAGUACACCAGCAGCAAGUAAACAACGAGAAGUUUAACUUCACAAACGGCCCUUUUCAGGGCCACCAAUAUUUUUCAAAAAGAGUCUUAUUAUUGUUGUACAUAACAAACUUCUAAAUGAAGCUGUGUCCCACCCCAAAAUGACAAAUUUGUUUAUAUCUGAAUUCUGUCUUUUUGUCUUUCUUUCUUUCUUUCUUUCUUUCUUUUUUUCUCUUCUUUAUUCUUCAUUUUAUUAGCCGAUUUGAAAAAAUAUACAUACACCAGAAUUUAACCUUUUCACGGGUUAUACAUUUCUUCCCUCUUUUUUUUGGGG
Molecule: messenger RNA, 681 nt
Organism: Mytilus trossulus (common blue mussel)
Lineage: Eukaryota; Metazoa; Mollusca; Bivalvia; Mytilida; Mytilidae
Product: histone H2B-like
Exons: 1
Coding region: 16-390 (124 amino acids)
Cellular component (GO): nucleosome
Molecular function (GO): protein heterodimerization activity; DNA binding; structural constituent of chromatin
Source: RefSeq, a predicted model, not a curated record